Messenger RNA from Petromyzon marinus (sea lamprey), 3577 nucleotides. RefSeq names its product retinol saturase (gene RETSAT). Gene Ontology annotation, molecular function: oxidoreductase activity. The record is from RefSeq and is a predicted model, not a curated record. NCBI's taxonomy places the organism in Eukaryota, Metazoa, Chordata, Hyperoartia, Petromyzontiformes, Petromyzontidae.
UUAGUGUAGGGGGGGGGGCAAUGCUGGCCACGCCCUCUGACCGUCUACCUGGUGGAGUCCCGCGUCCGAGCUUGAGAGCGAGGUGAGCGACUCCACGGUGCGCUAGCUGCCGUCUCGCUCCCGCAGGUCACGAUGUCGCUGUGCGUGUUGUGCGCCUGGCUGCUGGCACCGCUGGCACUGCUGGCGCUGCUCGUAGUGCUCGGCGUGGUGCUGCUCGCCAGGCACGGCGUGCUGCCCUUCGGCGCCUCUGCCGAGAACAACCCGUUCAAGACGGACACGCGGCGCGAGCCCGCAGCCCUGACCGUCGAGAAGGAGGCGCGGGAGAAAGUGAUCCGCCAAGGAUUUGUGGAGAACCGCGUGCCGAAGCAGCUGGAUGCCGUGGUGGUGGGAAGUGGCAUUGGAGGACUCACAACGGCGGCGCUGCUGGCCAAAGCUGGGCGUCGUGUGCUGGUGCUGGAGCAGCACACUCGUGCUGGGGGCUGCUGUCACACCUACCAGAAGAAGGGCUUUGAGUUCGAUGUAGGGAUACAUUACAUUGGGGAGAUGCACAACAACUCCGUGUCUCGUACACUCAUUGACCAGCUGACGGACGGGCAACUGCAGUGGGUGGAGUUGGACAAUCCGUUCGACACGGUGGUGUUCGGAGACCCCGCUGCCCCGCGCCUCGUCGUGCCUCUCUACAGUGGGAGGCGCCGCUUCUGGGACGAGCUCCACGCCGCCUUCCCCAAGGAUACAAAAGCAAUUGACAAGUUCCACUCCCUCCUGCAGGAGGUGCGCAAGGGGUUGCUCUAUUCGCCGCUGCUGAAGUUGCUGCCUCUGUGGCUGUCCAAGCUGCUCAUUCGCAGUGGCAUCAUCGACCGGUUGACCUCCUACUUCCGUCUGGCUUCGCGUAGCCUCUCCUGUGUGCUCGCCGAGAUUACCGACAACGCAGACCUUCGCGCCGUCAUGGCCUACAACUUUGGGGACUAUGGUUGCCCUCCCAAGGACACAAGCUUCGUGAUGCAGGCGGUCCUCAUCAACCACUUUGUGCAGGGCAGCUGGUACCCGGUGGGGGGCGCCAGCGAAAUCGCCAUGCACAUCAUCCCCGUGAUCCAGCGCGCGGGCGGCGCCGUGCUGGUGCGUGCCCCCGUCUCGCGCAUCCUGCUCGACUCGGACGGCCGUGCCUGUGGAGUGAUGGUGAACAAAGGAGGCGAAGAGGUGCAGGUUAAUGCCCCCAUGGUCAUUUCGGACGCUGGCAUGUUUAACACCUACGAGGUUCUGCUUUCGGAGGAGAAGCUGGCGACUGCGGGAGCUCGUGAGCAGCUGAGUCGACUGCAGCACGGCCUAGGAGCCUUCACCGUCUUUGUAGGACUCGACGGAACCAAGGAACAGCUCAAACUGAAAGCCGCUAACGUGUGGCUGUUCAAGGAGAAUGACCUCGAUGCCAGCUUCAGCAGGUUCAUGGCGCUCUCCAAAGAAGAGGCAGCUGAGGCGGAUGUCCCCAUGCUAUUCAUUUCCUUCCCCUCUGCCAAGGACCCCUGCUGGGAGCAGCGCUAUCCUGGAAAGUCCACGCUGGCCAUAGUGACGUUUGCUCCCUACGAGUGGUUUGAGGAGUGGAAGGAUGAGCACGUGAAGAAGAGAGGGGAGGAGUACAUGACGUUCAAGAUGGCCAUGGCACGGCGCUUGUUGGACAGUGCCACCGACUUGUUCCCUCAGAUCCGAGACAACAUUGAGUACAUCGAGGCAGGGAGUCCACUCUCCCAUCAGCACUACAUCGCAUCCCCACGCGGAGAGAUUUACGGCAUCCACCACAACCUGCCGCGCUUCAGUGCUGAAACCACAGCAGUUCUGCGUCCGGAGACCUCUAUCCCCAACCUGUAUCUCACAGGCCAGGAUGUGUUGACCGCAGGAUUUACGGGAGCAAUGUUCGGAGGGCUGCUGUGCGCAUGGCGUGUGCUCAACCGCAACAUCUACUGGGACCUCCUGUCUCUGCGCAACAAGAUCUCGCCCAGGAAGCACAGCAAGCAGGGGUAGUGCUCCAUGCCUCGCUUGUGCACUGCUAUUGAGGGAAAUGCCUUUUACAAAUGGCCCUGCUCUCUGCCUCUCUGGUGCACAUACGUAUGUAUGCUGAACGCAUUUCGCACAAUUCGUAGCCAACCGUGCUAAUCGGAGGUGCGGGGGAAGGACAAGAGAAGUGAGAUUCUCUUCCUCAUACGAGGUCACAGUGAUCACCAACACGACUUGGAAAUGAAUGACGCAUGCCUCUUCCCAUUGUGAGGAUAAAUUGGCCUUCCUAAGCAGCAGCCAGUUAGGAAAAUGCUCAGAUGUUUCUACAUUAAUUGUCAAUGCAGGAUCUGGUUUACGAAUGUGUUUAAAUGUGCACCUUAACGCAUUGCCGAUCUAUAUAUCGUCUGGGUGUAUGGAUAUCCAGAAAUGUGGUGCUGUGAUUAGAGUGUGCAGCUGAAAGGGUUUGUAAAUUCAAAUCUAGGGUGGAGGUUAACUCAUCCCAUCCUCUGGGGCCACCAGUGGACAUGAGCAACCCCUCAUUGGUUAUUGGUGCAUGGAGAUGACUGGACAGGUCUGGGGUGCACGAGACGACCCAUGAGAUUAUAACUGCAAUAAUCCGCGUUGAAAUGGGGAGGAAGGCUAUAUUGCAGACUCGCUAAUCCGUGCUGCAGCGCCGUGGUCAGACUUAUAAUCCUCACAAAAAAUAUUUGACCCAGAGUGCCACGGAAUAUGGCGCAAUUAUGCCAUGUCCGUCUCUGUUGAAGGAUUUUUAGCAUUUUUUACUUGAUAAUAAAGUAACAAAAAAUGAAAAAAGCCCCGACUAAACAAAUCAUGUUGGCAGAGUUAGUCUAUGCCACAUGAACAAAAACACAAUCUUAUCCCUGCAUUAUUCCCAGGCGCGAUCUCUGUCCAGCUCCACAUUAGCCCCUCCCAGCGGAUCGUGGUUUGUGAACCGGCAAAGCGUUUUCAAUCCGGUGCCGUAUCUCGCCGAUCAUGGGAGGAGUCGUAAUCCACCAAUAAUCCAACUACAAUUGACAGACGUUCGUAUAUUAUUGACAGUGCACAAAUUAUUGUUCUUCCGUACAGACGUUAGCCUCCUCCUGGAAUAAGUUGGCAGGACCUUCCUGAAAAAGAGCCUUAAUUGAUGCAUUCCUGGGUAAGAAAGUGUAAUAGUAAUCAUUUGUGAAUUUCCAAGUCAGAUAAAAGCACGGGCGGGGCUUUUUGAUGAUAACUAGGGGUCAACUUGGAUAACUCAGUUAAUCGUAAUAAAGCAACCAGCUAUAUCACGUCACCAGCUCUUCGGCCAGGUGGCUCAGCGGUAGAGUGCGCAAUUUGUAUUCAUAAGAUUACAAGUUAAAAUCUUAGUUGGGGAUUGACUCGGACCAUCAUCCCCCACCUCUUGGCUCAAUAAAGUGAGUACCACUUAGUGGGUGGUUGUCCAAUGAAUCGUGAUCAAACAGGAAAUCUAUAAUUCUUACAAUGCAAUUGAGUUUUUACUAAUGAUUGGUUUUACUGUCUAGCUUUUUAAUAUUUGUCAGAUGUUGUCAUGAAUUUUCCACACACACACAAAUAAAAACGAUUUGAAAAUCUG